Molecule: messenger RNA, 2133 nt
Organism: Oryza sativa Japonica Group (Japanese rice)
Lineage: Eukaryota; Viridiplantae; Streptophyta; Magnoliopsida; Poales; Poaceae
Source: RefSeq, a predicted model, not a curated record
AUCUAUACAAGAUUGAAUAACGCAGGUUCUCUUAAAAUGUCAAUCAAAGCAUGGGCGACCUCCAUUCAUUUCUCCUAACAUUUCUGUGCGAAUUAAAACCAUUCCUUCGUGCCCACCAUUUUCCUAGUUUGAACCGUUACCCAUCAGUCUAUAAGCAGCACAAUUUAGUACUAUCAAUUAAAUAGCUGAAUUAUUUUUCAGAAAUGUGUGUUUAAUGGAAGUACCGGCCGUCGGCUGGUCUUCCUGGCUUCACCUCCUAUUUUUGUUACCUCCCCUGCUUCUCUUCCGCCCGUUUCAUGGACUAAUUAAGCCCAACUGUGAACUGUCCGUUUCUUCCUACAAAACCGCACCACCUCUAGGUCGCCACGACCAAGAACACACAUCCAUCCGCUUGCCAUUGCCGAUCGAGCACCGAGAGCUCAGGAUCGCUGGUCGCAAGCCGCCAUUUGAUCGAGUCGCGCGUGCAUGUGCGUGUGCAUGUAGGCAAGAUUACGGCCAGCAGCUAGGUGCGCGUCGGCGUCGUGCCAUUCUGUGCCGGCGAUGGGGUGCACCAACUCCACGGAGGCGCGGCGGGAAAUGGUCUUGGCCGACGCCGGCCGGCGCGCGACACGGAGCUUCUCGCUGCCCACCGUCGAUCGGCAGCGGCUACGGUGGAAGGCCGUGUCGAUGCUGAGCUCGCUCGGCAUCUCCCAGGGCCGGCGCUCCGGCGCGUUCAAGUACGCGACCACGUCGGUGGAGGGGAUGAUGAAGAGCGAGAAUGACCACACCGGGCAGGCGUUGCUCCAUGUCCAGGAGGCGGCGGCGAAGCGGGCUGUGAUCAAGCCCUGCACACCGACGCUGACUCCGCCCAACGAGCCAGAGGUGAUCAAUGCGUGGGAGCUCAUGGCCGGGCUCGAGGACGAUCCGCCGACGCCGCCGUGCGCGUCGCAUGAACCACCGGCGGUGACGCCGCAGUGGAUGCAGGCUGAUACGGACAUCCCCAUCGUCGCCUUGGACUUCGAUCCGGAGAUACUGUCCGGCUUCCGGGAGGCUCUUGCGGACACGUCGCCGUCGGAGCCAACGUCUUGCUCGGUGACGGAGGAAGAAGAACAACCGGCGCAACCGGAGAAGCACGCCGACGCCUGCGACGCGCCAACCUCGCUGGCCACCGGCGACAUGCCGGAGAAGCGCGCCGAUGCCUGCGACGCGCCAGUAUCGCUGGCCACCGGUGACAUGCCGGAGAAGCGCGCCGACGCCUGCGACAAGACAAUCUCGCUGGCCACCGGCGACAUGCCGGAGCUCUCAGGCAUUGUCCGCGCCCGCAUCAACGCGUUCCAAGAAAAGAUAGAGCGGAGGUCGAGCAAGGGCGCCCGCGACGCGAAGGUGGCGCACCUGCGGCCGCCGGGAGGCGACAAGAAGGCGGUCGUCUACUUCACCAGCCUCCGCGGCGUCCGCAAGACGUUCGUCGACUGCUGCUCCGUGCGCAGCAUCCUGCGCAGCUACGGCGUGCGCCUGGACGAGCGCGACGUGUCCAUGCACGCCGUCUUCAGGGCCGAGCUCGCGGAGCUCCUCGGCCCCGGCGGCUUCGCGUGCGCCGCGCUCCCGCGGGUGUUCGUCGACGGGCGCUACCUCGGCGGCGCCGAGGACGUCCACGCGCUGCACGAGGCGGCCGAGCUCGCGCGCAUGCUGGAAGGGUGCGAGGCCGCGCCGGUGCGCAAGCUCGGGUACAUGGAGGCGUGCGCCGCAUGCGGCGACGUCCGGUUCGUCCCGUGCGAGACGUGCUACGGCAGCUGCAAGAUAUUCGUCGACGACGAUGUCGACGCCGGCGAGUUCCGGCGAUGCCCCGAUUGCAACGAGAAUGGCCUUAUCAGAUGCCCUGUCUGCUGCUGCUGAUGCUUCUUGUACCGUAGAUUAAAAUCGGCCAUGUGUUUAGUCGUUUGUACUUUGUACAGUGUGAGGAGCAUUGAUAUUCAGAGGAAAUCUAUACAGAUUCAAGAGGAUUUUGCUUAGAUCCUAUUAUUUCUUUUUCUUUUUGCCCCUCAUAUAGAUUGAAGAGAGGGGGCUCAACCUGUAAAAGGCCUCAUCUGGAUUGGAAUGCAGGAAUUUCAAACGAACUUUACAAGAUUUCCCCUCAUGAAUCAGGGAUUUUUCUCC